This is a messenger RNA of Teleopsis dalmanni, 1728 nucleotides long. RefSeq names its product lipase 3. Bases 201 to 1418 code for a protein of 405 amino acids. Gene Ontology annotation, biological process: lipid metabolic process. Gene Ontology annotation, molecular function: hydrolase activity, acting on ester bonds. The transcript is spliced from 4 exons. NCBI's taxonomy places the organism in Eukaryota, Metazoa, Arthropoda, Insecta, Diptera, Diopsidae. The record is from RefSeq and is a predicted model, not a curated record.
UAUAACAGAAAUAAAUACAAAAACAAUAUUAGGUUUAACACAAAAUUAAACUGUACGCCCUUACUCUUUAAGGGCAAAAAUUUUAAAAAUAUAAAUUAACAUUUAAUUAAUUUAAUUAAGAAAUACAAAUACAAUAAGUGUGUUUAAGUGAAUGUUAUAUACACGAUUUGACAAGUGGCAGCAUCAUCAGUGUUCUCGAAAUGGCAAGACUCUUUAACAUUCGCCCUUUGGCAGUUUUCUGGACAUUCACUCUAUUGUUUAUGGGCAUGCAAAGGAUACAAGCCGAUAUCACAGCUCGUAUUAUUGAAACACACAACUAUCCAGUAGAAGAGCACACAGUCCACACACCAGAUCACUAUAUACUCACCAUAUAUCGUAUACCAUACUCACCGAAGCGGAUGGAUUCCACAAAUAAUAGCAGACCAGUUGUAUUUUUACAACAUGGUAUACUCAGUGCAUCGGAUGACUGGAUACUUAAUGGUCCCGAAACUUCAAUUGCUUUUAUGUUUGCAGAUGAAGGAUAUGAUGUUUGGUUGGGAAAUGCCCGUGGUAACUUUUAUUCUCGCCAGCAUAAGCAUUUAGAUCCAGCCUCCUCAGACUUUUGGAAUUUUAGUUGGCAUGAAAUAGGUGUUUACGAUCUCGCCUCCAUGAUAGAUUAUGCUUUAAUAGCAUCGAAUGCUACAUCUAUGCACUUUGUUGCACAUUCUCAAGGCACAACAACAUUUUUCGUGCUAAUGUCUUCCCAGCCAGCCUACAAUGAAAAAAUCAAAACCGUACAUUUGCUGGCGCCAGUUGCUUUUAUGCGGAAUCACUCUUUCAUGCUAUCGAAGCUGGGGCGCAUAUUCUUGGGUUAUCCUUCAUUUCUAAGCUGGAUAUUUAGCGGUAUACAAAUAGGGCCAAACUCAAGAAUACCCAGACUAGUUUGUGAAUAUGUAUGUUCCCCAGAUUCGAUGCUGAAAUUCUUAUGCGUUGGAAUAUUGGAUUUCAUUGGUGGUUGGGGUACGAAGCAUUUGAAUCAUACGCUUCUAACAGAUGUUUGUUUAACUCAUCCCUCCGGAGCUUCAACAACACAAAUUAUACAUUUCCUACAGUUACACAACUCUGGUGAUUUUCGACAAUUCGAUCAUGGCACUGAAUUGAACUUGAAGUACUAUCAGCAAGAAACACCUCCAUCCUAUGAAAUCCAUCAAAUAAGGAAUUGUGUUAAUCUUUAUUAUAGCGAAAAUGACUACAUGUCAGCCGUAGGAGACGUGGAACAUUUGGCGUCGUUGCUACCAUGUGCGGAGCUACAUCGUAUACCUUACGAAGACUGGAACCACUAUGACUUUUUGUGGUCAAAUAACGUUAAAGAAGUGAUAAAUAAUAGAAUUAUUGAUAAGAUAAGAAGACAUGAAUUAGAAAAUCUGCAAGAUUUUUAAAACUGAUGGACUUAAAAUGUUAGUUUAAGAUUUCUAUAUUAAGCAAAUGCUUUAUGUAUAUAUACAUAUAUACAUAAAUGAAGGUGAUCUAGUUAUAUAUUAAAACAUUAAACAACAUUCAAGUAUAUAAGAAGCUUUACAACACAAAUUUUAUGCCAAAUUUAAUUUAAGAUAAAACGAUACUCAUAGGGAAAAUGAUAAUGCGGCAACUGUAUAAAUACAACGACUCUACACACAAUAUUACAAAGAGAACCGGACUUCAAGGAAUUAUUUACAUAUAUUUUGUAAUAAAUUAAUUUUAGGUGUUAAA